AAUUUCAAAAACCCUAAUAAUUUAUAAUACUCCACAAUUUAUUAAUCAAUUCAUUUCUCUUUCAAAUUCCCCGCAAACCCUAGAAAUUGCUUCUUCCUCAUACAUUAAUCUCCCCUUAAUUUCACAAAAAAUCCAGAUAUUUACGGGUUUUGAACAACUGUAUACAAAUGAACGGAUCUGAACAAGGUGAGAUGUUUCAAUCGGCAAUGACGCCGGUAACGUCUCAACCGCCGGUCAGUAGCGCGCGUUUGCCGUACCCCGGUGGCGGGUACAACGUCGCUACGGAUGUAACGGGUGGCGGUGGUGGUGUGGGGUUACACCAGAAUAUUAAUAUUAACGAGUAUGGUGGCGGUGAAACAAUGGUGAAAAGGCGGGGGAGGCCGAGGAAGUACGGUCCUAACGGGUCUGUGUCUCCGCCUGCGGUCAGUGCAGCUGUGGCGGGGAAUGUGGCAGCUGGUAAUGUCAUGGUGGGUUCGUUGAAUGGAGGUUUGGAAGAGCAGCAGCAAGCACGUUUAGCUGCUGCUGUUCUGCCUAUUUCUGCGGCUCCGGUUAGUUCUGUUCCGAUGGAGGAGGGGUUUGCUUCGGUGAAGAAGGGGAGAGGGAGACCACCUGGUUCGUUGAACAAGAAACCGAAAGGAGAAGCUGUAGGAUCAUCUGGAUUCGGUUUUACUCCACAUAUCAUCGUGGUGCAGCCUGGAGAGGAUGUACUAAACAAGAUCAUGUCAUUCGCUCAGAACGGGCCUAGGGCGAUAUGCAUCAUGUCUGGCAUCGGCGUCAUCAAUAACGUAACACUUCGUCAAGCCGCAACUUCUGGUGGAACUGCAACAUAUGAGGGGAGAUUUGACAUAUUGUCACUUUCGGGUUCGUUUGUGCUAUCAGAGGCGUCCGGUCAGCGCACUCGGACAGGUGGACUAAGCAUCACAUUGAAUGAUGGAUCAAAUGCUCGGGUUUUUGGUGGUGUUGUAGCAGGACUCUUAACUGCUGCAUCUCCUGUUCAGGUUAUAGUAGGAAGUUUUCUUCCAGAAAACCGUAAAGAACCUCUAUUGGCUAACCUUGUUGAACCAUCGGCUAACCAUGGCAUGGGACCGAGCAGCCCACCGUCUCAUGGGACCCUGAGUGAGUCAUCAGGUGGGCCCGGGAGUCCAGUGACCCGAGGUAAUGAACGUAGCUCUCAGGACAUGACAAGUAUGCCAUGGAAAUGAUCUUUUUUGUAGCGGUAAGAUUUUAUGGACUAGUGGUUUGAGGGUUAAUUGUAACUUUAGUUUAGUCUUCAGUGAAACCUUUUACCAAACAAGUAACAAGGUUUAUUUAUUUAUUUAUUUUUAUUAUUUAUUUUCUUA
Molecule: messenger RNA, 1340 nt
Organism: Helianthus annuus (common sunflower)
Lineage: Eukaryota; Viridiplantae; Streptophyta; Magnoliopsida; Asterales; Asteraceae
Product: AT-hook motif nuclear-localized protein 10
Exons: 6
Coding region: 168-1202 (344 amino acids)
Molecular function (GO): minor groove of adenine-thymine-rich DNA binding
Source: RefSeq, a predicted model, not a curated record